Molecule: messenger RNA, 771 nt
Organism: Caenorhabditis briggsae
Lineage: Eukaryota; Metazoa; Nematoda; Chromadorea; Rhabditida; Rhabditidae
Gene: Cbr-pxl-1
Product: Protein CBR-PXL-1
Exons: 5
Coding region: 1-771 (256 amino acids)
Biological process (GO): actin cytoskeleton organization; muscle structure development
Cellular component (GO): adherens junction; Z disc; stress fiber
Molecular function (GO): muscle alpha-actinin binding; actin binding
Source: RefSeq, a predicted model, not a curated record
AUGAAUGGGGAAUUGAGCUCGAAGCACGGAGUCAAUACGAUUCCAAAAGGAGAUUGUGCGGCGUGUGGAAAGCCAAUUAUUGGACAGGUCGUGAUCGCUUUGGGAAAAAUGUGGCACCCGGAGCACUACACAUGCUGUGAAUGCGGAACGGAACUCGGUCAACGUCCGUUCUUCGAGAGAAACGGACGUGCGUUCUGCGAGGAAGACUACCAUAACCAAUUCAGUCCAAAGUGUCAAGGAUGUCAUCGUGCUAUUACUGAUAGAUGUGUGAAUGUGAUGAACAAGAAUUUCCAUAUUGAAUGCUUCACCUGUGCCGAGUGCAACCAACCAUUUGGAGAAGACGGAUUCCAUGAGAAGAACGGCCAAACCUACUGCAAACGUGAUUUCUUCCGUCUAUUCGCACCAAAAUGCAACGGAUGCUCCCAACCAAUCACCUCAAACUUCAUCACGGCUCUCGGAACUCAUUGGCAUCCAGACUGCUUCGUUUGCCAGCACUGCGGAGUCGGUUUCAACGGUGGAAACUUCUUCGAGCACAACGGAACUCCAUUGUGUGAGCGACACUACCAUGAGACACGUGGAUCCAUCUGUUCACAGUGUCGUGGAGCCAUCAACGGGCGGUGUGUGGCGGCGAUGGGACGGAAGUUCCAUCCGGAGCACUUUAGAUGCUCAUACUGUAAUCAUCAGCUAACGAAAGGAACAUUCAAGGAAGUCGACCGUCGUCCAUUCUGUCAUAAGUGUUACAAUAAUACGUAUGCAUUGACUCCUGCCUAA